Molecule: messenger RNA, 1163 nt
Organism: Monomorium pharaonis (pharaoh ant)
Lineage: Eukaryota; Metazoa; Arthropoda; Insecta; Hymenoptera; Formicidae
Exons: 2
Coding region: 351-743 (130 amino acids)
Source: RefSeq, a predicted model, not a curated record
AUUAGACAUAAUGAUUUGUAUUGUUAUGUAAUACAAAUUACAGGUGUAUAAACCUAAUUUAUGGUAUUACGAUGCUUUAAAAUUUCUGGAAGAACAUAUAGUUCCCAGAAAAAGUAAGAACUCACAUCUACCAAAUAGUACAAAAGAUACACCUGGUUUUUUGUUACACCAUGAUUAUGUACAAACAUCACAAGACUUAGAAGAAUUGCAAGAAAUGUUGGUUGAAGAUAAUAAUGUCUAUGUACAUGAAGAGGAUUUAAAUAAUAAUAAUGAAGAAUCACAAUCAUGUGCAUCUUCAUCAUCUGAUAACAUAAUUGCUACAACACCAUCGAUUUUAAAACAAAAAAAAAAUGCAAUCAAGAUCUUUACCAUUUACUGAUUUAUUUAAUAUAAAUACGUCAAGUCCAUCAACAUCAUGUUCUGUACAAUCAUCGCCAAAUGUUGGUAAUGCAUUACAAUCUUCAUCCACUACUCAUAAUCCUAAGAAGCAAAAAAUAAAAAAUGGGGAUGCUUAUGUAGAGGCAGUUGAAUCGAUUGCACAAUCUUUAAAGAUGCCAUUAACACCAGUUACACCAGUUAAUGUUGCAACUGAUAGUACAGACCCUGUAGAUACAUGUAUGAAUUUUUUGGGAUCCCUUAUUAAAAAUAUACGAACUCCAGAUCUCAAAUUAGAUAUUAUGAACACUUUGGUACAAACUGUUGUUAAUGCUAGUCUAACAGACUUAGAACGAGUUAAGAAAUAAUAAGAUAUAUGUGGAUUAAUAUUCUAAUUAUAUUACAUUGAUCUCAUGUAUUUUAUGUAAUGGUAUUCUUAUAAACUUAUUCUUAGGUAUAAUAUAAAAUAUUAUGUAAAACAUUAAUUUUUAAAAAGUUUAAUCAAAGUACAAAUAGUCUGCAAUCUAGAAAAAAAAAGUUUUUGUUAUGUUUCUGCUAAGGCAGAUCAAGGACUGUAAAAAUAUUUUUUUAUUAUAAUAAGGUUUAAUUAAAGUAUUGAUAUUGAAAAUUACUAUGCAAUCCAAAGAAAGAGUGUUAUGGUUGUUACAAAUAAAGGUGAACCGGAGUGUAAAAGCGUUUAUUUUUAUUAUAAAAAAGUAUACACAAGAUUAAUAUUUUUAUUUGUAUUCUAUUAAGGUUAACUUAUUGUUUUAAUAAUAAUAAUAUUU